Molecule: messenger RNA, 2693 nt
Organism: Polyodon spathula (Mississippi paddlefish)
Lineage: Eukaryota; Metazoa; Chordata; Actinopteri; Acipenseriformes; Polyodontidae
Product: transmembrane protein 106B-like
Exons: 8
Coding region: 94-915 (273 amino acids)
Source: RefSeq, a predicted model, not a curated record
CCAGGGAGUGCUUCUUUGAGCAGCAGGAAGGUAAACAAGGUUUUCAUGCGCAAGAAAGGCAUUUGCAGUGUUAAGGAAUUGUAAGUUCGAACCAUGGGGAAGUCUUUCUCUCACUUGCCACUGUAUAACAAAGAUGACAGCUGUGCAUCUCCAUCUGACAUGUCGGAACGCAAUGGAUCGUUACAAUCAGAAGGUCACUUUAAAGAUGGAGAAAGUGCUGAUGCGUAUCAAUUUCCAUAUGUCGAAUUCACUGGACGGGACAGUGUCACGUGCCCAACAUGUCAAGGAACAGGAAGAAUACCUAGAAGUCAGGAAAAUCAGCUUGUUGCAUUGAUCCCAUACAGUGAUCAGAGACUGAGACCAAGGAGGACAAAGCUGUAUGUGACAGUUUCAGUGAUGGUUUGCCUACUUCUUUCUGGACUGGCUCUGUUCUUCCUGUUUCCACGAUCCAUUGAUGUAUCCUAUGUAGGCGUUAAGUCUGCCUAUGUUAGUUAUGACCAAGAUCGGAGUAUUGUCUAUCUCAACAUUACAAGUACCUUGAACAUAACAAACAAUAAUUACUAUUCUGUGGAAGUGGCAAACAUCAGUGCGCAAGUUCAGUUCUCUAAAACUGUAAUUGGAAAAUCUCGGUUGAGCAAUGCUACUUCAAUUGGACCGCUAGACAUGACUCAGAUUGACUACAUGGUCCCUACAGUGAUUGCUGAUGAGUUGAGCUACAUGUAUGAUUAUUGCACAUUGCCGUCCAUAAAAGUACAUAAUAUUGUUGUCAUGAUGCAAGUAACGGUGACAACAGCAUACUUUGGCCAUACUGAGCAAGUUUCUCAGGAAAGGUACCAGUAUGUGGAUUGUGGAGGGAACACUACUUACCUGCGUGGCCAUUCCAAGGUUGUAAAUGUCCUACAGCCACCAGAAUAGGACUGACUUCUACAUUAGCUUUUCACAGAUGGGGAAGUAUUGGCACAUUUUGCAAGGAUCCACAAAAGUGUUACUACUUAGUUAUUAAAGAUCAUGUAGUUCUUCUCACUGUGAUCACAGCAUAUCUUCACUAAGUUAUUAUUGUUUUAAUGUUUUACAGUUCUGUGUUUUAGAUGGCCAUGUGAGGUGCCAGUGUAAAGUCCUGUCAGACAUGGGUUAAAAGAUCUAACAAUCUCCUUUCAUUGUGUUUAAAUAUUCCUUUCUACGGUACUUGGAAUAUCUAUAUGCACUUUGUCACAUUAAAUUACCUAAAAGACAUUAAUGGUGAAAUCACUACACAUUUGUUUAGAAUGAAUUUGUAUAAUACAAAACAAUUAAGAGAAACAUUUAUGCAGCCUGAUGUAGUGUCAGCUUUGAAAUAUUAAAUGAUUCACACACUACUGAAAUCCUCUCUUUUACAUUACUUACAAUUAUUUUAAAUGAAACCAUGAUGUAUAACUGCAGGUUUUUUUUUUUUUUUUUUUUGUUUUUUUUUUUUUUUUUUUUUUUUUUUUUUUUUCAUAGCAUCAUAAUCUAAAUUGUGUUGGUUACAGCCUGUGUGGGAGUAUCCCCUAAACUGUCUGAUUUUUUUAUUUUUUUUUCUCGCUUAGUAACUUGACUAGCAAAAAAGAAGUCCGUUAAAUCUACGUAGUACUCUUUACUGUUGAGGGGACAACUAAGGGGAUUGUCUAUGGAGUUGAAAAACAGAAAAUAAAAAAAAAGAAAAAUGUAAAGACUGUUAUUAGUCUUGAAUACAAGCUUUGGGGGAAACAGUAUUACCAGUGAUCUGACUGACAACUAUAAAUGAUGUGUGUAUUGCUGAUAUUAGAUAUCACAGUAUUUAAUUCUUCAUUUUUCUUUUCAGAGGUUUUAAGUUACUUUAAAACCUUGCUUUUCUUUUUUUUUUUUUUUAAUUUAAAUGAGUUAACUGAGCAAAUUAACAGUUUUUAUACAUUUUUAUUCAAAUGUAAAUAUUAAGUGUGAUGUGUUUAAUAUAAAUUCUUAGCUUAUUUGCCGUGGAACAGUUAUUUCCUGAAAGUUGUAUUUGAAUGAAUAUUUCAAAGUGCUUACACUUUAAAUCAAUGCAGGUUAUUUAACAGUUAUUUAAGGGGGGUGGGAUGGGGAUAGUUGAUUUCUGUACUGAGCACUUGAUAAUUGUUAUGGAUAACCAGUUUUUUGGUAUUCUCCUGCUACACUGCAUAUUUAUCGUUUAAAUUGCAUAUGUUUAAAUGACUUUUGGUUUAUUGUUUUUUAGUAACCAAUUAGAAUUAAAAUUAGCUUGAAUAUCAGUAUUUAGCUAUCCAAGUCAAAAUACUGGAAUUCUCUGUGUGACUUUAUUACUUUGUGCUGCAAUACCUAUUUCGGAGUGUGCCAGGAGGCACAAAUCAAAAUCAUGGUUAUGAUUUAUGUUUCUUAAUCUGUGGAAUUGUGGUUAGCAUACUCGUUUUGGUUGUAUGUCCACCAGCAGUUAAUUUUUACCUUUGUACAUAUUAACACAGCACUGACAGACUUACCAGUGACCGGUUCCUACAAACCUGCAUCUAUGUAAUUGUUAACGUAGGUAUUUUAGAACUACAUUGUGGGGAGGGCGGCUGUUGUUUUCUAAACAUGAUGAAUUUAUAUUAUUUUUGUAAUGCAUAUCUCCUUGAUAUAUUCCCUGUAGCACUUUACUAUGUAUGGAAUAGGUACUGUACUGUACGUUGAUGGAUAAAUGUACGCUAUUAAAAAUAUAUACUACA